AUGUAUCCUAUCGGCAAAUUCCUUGAGCAACCUGAUGCACCAAGAGAAAUGGGCGUUCUUCAACCUCCGGCAUUGCAACCACAACUUGUUGAUGUACCAUUAUUCAAUCCUCCAUGCCGACCAAAUUUAGGACGAGAAGGCCUACCAAUUGGGCUCCGUGCUAAUCAUUUUCAAGUAUCAAUGUCACGUCGUUAUGUACAACAUUAUGACAUCUAUAUUAAACCAGAAAAUUGUCCACCAAGAGUCAAUCAUGAAGUUAUUAAAAUUAUGGUUCAUGCUUACACUAAACUUUUUGGUAAUCUUCGUCCUGCAUAUGAUGGUCGCAAAAACUUAUAUACAAGAGAUCCAUUGCCUAUUGGAAGGAAACAAGAGGAAUUAGAAGUUACAUUGUCCUGUCAAGGUAAAGAUAGAGUAUUCCAUGUUUAUAUUAAAUGGAGAGGUCAAAUAUCAUUAUUUGAUUUGGAAGAAGCAUUACAAGGCCGCAGAAGACCAAUACCAUAUGGUGCUAUUUCGACCUUAGAUGUUGUCAUGCGACAUCUUCCAUCAAUGACUUACACAUCAGUUGGCCGGUCAUUUUUUUUUCCACCUGAAGGACAUUAUCAUCCAUUAGGUGGCGGUAGAGAAGUUUGGUAUGGUUUUCACCAGUCAUUGAAGCCAUCUAAAUGGAAAAUGAUGCUUAAUUUCGAUGUGUCAGCAUCAGCUUUUUACAAAUCACAACAAGUACUACAUUUCAUGUGUGAUGUGUUGGGUAUUAGAGAUAUCAGUGACCAAAAAAUACCAUUAACAGAUUCACAAAGAAUUAAAUUUACAAGAGAAAUUAAAGGUAUUAAAAUAGAGACUACACAUCGUGGAGAAUUUCGAAAGAAAUAUGUAGUUCGUAAUGUUACAAGAAGAUCAGCUCAAAUGCAAACUUUUCCACUGCAAAUUGAAAAGAACUACAGUGUAGAAUGCACAGUAGCUAAAUAUUUCUUAGACAAAUACGACAUAAAACUAUGUUAUCCAAAUUUACCAUGUAUUCAAGUUGGAGAGGAACAUAAACAUACAUAUCUUCCUUUGGAGAUCUGUAACAUAGUUAAGAGUCAACGGUGUGUUAGAAAAUUAACUGACAGGGAAACAUCAACUAUGAUUAAGAAAACUAUAAGAACUGCUCCUGAACGUGAACAAGAUAUUAAUUCCUUAGUUCGUAAAGCUGAUUUUCAUAAUGAUCCAUAUUUAAAAGAAUUUGGUCUUACUAUAUCAAACAGCAUGAUAGAAUUGAGUGGUCGUGUUUUACCACCACCAAAAUUACAAUAUGGUGGACCAAGUCUACCUAAUCAGAAAAUAUUAAAUGUCCAACAAACUAAACAACAAACAUUACCUAAUCACGGAGUUUGGGAUAUGAGGGAUAAACAGUUCUUUAUAGGUGUCAAAAUUAGUAAUUGGGCAAUAGCUUCAUUUGCACCACAGAGAACUGUGCGUGAAGACGCUUUAAAAAAUUUUACAAAACAACUUCGAAAGAUUAGCGAUGAUGCUGGCAUGCCAAUUAACGAGCCAUGUUUUUGUAAAUAUAUCAACGGACCUGACCAAGUACAACCUAUGUUCAAUUUUUUAUUAACAAAAUUCACUGAAUUACAACUUAUAGUUGUUAUUUUACCAGGGAAAACUCCAAUAUAUGCUGAAGUCAAAAAAGUCGGGGACACUAUUCUAGGAAUGGCUACACAAUGUAUUCAAGCAAAAAAUGUUAAUAAACCAUCAACUCAAGCAUUAUCCAAUUUAUGUUUAAAGAUCAAUGUGAAAUUGGGUGGUAUCAAUACUAUUCUUGUACCAAGCGUCAGACCUAAAGUGUUCAAUGAACCAUUGAUUAUUUUGGGUGCAGAUGUAACUCACCCACCUUCAAAUGAUAAUAAAAAACCAUCGAUUGCAGCAAUAGUAGGAUCUAUGGAUGCACAUCCCAAUCGUUAUGCCGCUAUGGUACGUCUCCAACAACCCGGACAAGAAAUCAUUCAAGAACUUAGUUCUAUGGUCAAGGAACUCCUAAUCAUGUUUUACAAGAGUACUAGAGGUUAUAAACCUCAUAGAAUUAUAUUAUACCGUGAUGGAGUAUCUGAAGGACAGCUUUCUAAUGUCUUACACCAUGAACUUUUGGCUAUUCGAGAGGCAUGUAUAAAUUUGGAAGGUGAUUACAAACCAGGAAUCACUUUUAUUACUGUUCAAAAACGUCAUCACACCAGAUUUUUCUGUACUGAUGAAACGGAACAAUGUGGAAAAUCUGGAAAUAUUCCAGCUGGUACAACAGUUGAUAUUGGAAUAACACAUCCUACAGAAUUUGAUUUUUACUUAUGUAGUCAACAAGGAAUUCAGGGAACUAGUCGGCCAAGUCAUUAUCAUGUUCUAUGGGAUGACAACAAUUUUGAGUCAGAUGAAUUACAACGCCUAACAUACCAAUUGUGUCACACUUAUGUCAGAUGUACACGUUCUGUAUCUAUACCUGCACCGGCCUAUUAUGCUCACUUAGUUGCACAUAGAGCUAAAUAUCACAUUGUCGAAAAAGAACAUGACAGUAUUGAAGGAUCACAUGAAACAUUCUGUAGUGAAGAUCAAACACUAGACGCUAUGGUACGAGCUAUUACAGUACAUCCCAAUGCAAAUAAAGUUAUGUAUUUUACUUAA
Macrosiphum euphorbiae (potato aphid) is the source of this 2649-nucleotide messenger RNA. The record is from the annotation of a GenBank genome assembly. Lineage: Eukaryota; Metazoa; Arthropoda; Insecta; Hemiptera; Aphididae.